AUUUUUUUUCUCUUUGUUCAUCAGCUAGAAGCCUAAAAAAAAAAAAGAAAAAAAAAUUAAAUUAUGGCGGUUCGAGGUUUAAUAAUCUUUUCUGUGCUUUUAUCAAGCUUGGUUGCAUCUUGCUAUGGAUCAGGCUUGUUCAAAGAUCUUGCUAACACUCUCACCGUCUCUACCACCCCUACAGGCAAAGUAUUUCUAAGGGCGGGAAAAGACCAAAUAACAGUGACAUGGGGGCUAAACCGAAACGUAUCAAAACUCGACUCUUCAGCCUACAAGCAAGUAGAGGUGAAGUUGUGCUUCUUAGCCGAGAGCCAAGUAGACAGGCCAUGGAGGAAGACCGAAGAUGAAUUGGCUAGAGACAAAACAUGCCAAUUUCUAGUAGUUAAAAAAGACUUCACUUCAUCAAGUGACUCAUUUACCUACACUGUUAAAAAGGACGUACCAACUGCACAUUACUUCGUCCGUGCGUACGUACGUGACGGCCCCGACGGCAAACAACUUGCCUACGGACAAACCACCGGUCUAGACUUGUCCGUUAAGAGUAUUAGUGGCCGUAGCGCCUCGAUCGACAUUGCGGCUUCUAUCUUCUCCGCCUUCUCCGUGCUUUCUCUAGCGUUUUUCUUCUACUUGGAGAAGAAAAAGGCUAAGAGGGCUACCUAAGGGAAAAAAACGUUACACCAAGGGUUUGGUGUUUCUUUUAUUUUUCAUUAAUUUGUGAGGAAAUUAUGUGGUAUUUUUCUUAUGUAUACUUUAAUUUGAUGAAUUUGUGUGUUAGGCUUCUGGCUUUAACUACAUACACCAUCAUCUUUUAAUUAUAUAAAUAUGUGUAAUCUAUAUUUUGUUGUUUGCUAAUUAUGUCAAAUUUUAAGAGUUUUGGAGAAAGGUUAUAAGAAGAACAAUUUUUAACCAA
Molecule: messenger RNA, 910 nt
Organism: Chenopodium quinoa (quinoa)
Lineage: Eukaryota; Viridiplantae; Streptophyta; Magnoliopsida; Caryophyllales; Amaranthaceae
Product: high-affinity nitrate transporter 3.2-like
Exons: 2
Coding region: 64-660 (198 amino acids)
Biological process (GO): nitrate transmembrane transport; response to nitrate
Cellular component (GO): plasma membrane
Molecular function (GO): nitrate transmembrane transporter activity
Source: RefSeq, a predicted model, not a curated record